GGGUGUGACGUUGGAGCUGGAGGUUUUUUUUCUCCUCCCGCAGAGGGUUACCGAAGCCGCGCAGGUGGAAAAAAACAGCAGCAGCAUCAGCAGCAGCAUCAGGAGGAACAUCAGCAGGGGUUUUUUUUUUCAUUCUAAAGCGGAGAUGCUGAACUGAUCUCACCACGCGUUUGUGGACAUCCCAGGAGGCGCGUGCGUCCGUUUUCUUUCUUAUUCCUCCUCCUCGUUAACGGAGGAGGGGGGGGGGAUGCUAAAGCCGUUAAAACCCCUAAAGCCCUUAGAGCUCUUUGCGCUUCUUCUACAGGGAUGCCUUCAUCCAGGAGAGGAGAGAAGAGAAGAGUGUGGGCCGCGAUUCUUCUCAUAGGCACCAUCACCAUCAGCACCACUAUGGCAGUGGGCCAGUGUCCCCGCAGCCUGGACUGUGCACGUGAAGGGCGUAAUUUUUGCCAGCCUGGCUCGUCCCAGUGCGGCCCCUGUCUGGCUCCGCUCAUCGAGAACAAGAAAGGGAAGUGUGUGGUCAGGAGACGGAAUCACAUCAAAGAAGCGGAUUUGCGUCCCGAGCUAGAUGAAGAGAUCGACUUCCUCUCUUCAAUCAUAACCAAACACAGAGAAUCUGAGAUGAAACAUACUGCACCGUCUCAGCCUGUCUCUCAUAUCAAAGAUGACUCCUCAUGGCCAAGGGGUCACAACAGAGUGGAAUCCUCUCCCAGCUACAAUGCAGCGAGGCACCCUGUAACACACACUCUGACCACAUUGUCUACUACCACCAGCUCCACUGCUACCACCUCCAGUGCCACCAGCUUCAGUCCCAACACUAUCAAUCCUCUGAUAUCAGCCAUGCAGAGCGCCCCACUCAUUGUGCCCUACCCAUCUGAGGACCAUUUUAAUAUCGUUACAGCAGGAGUGUGUCUUAUGGUGGCGUCAGUGGCUUUGGUCUUGUUUGGAGUGUGCUGGGUGAGGAUGCAGAGAGGAACUCGUCUGGCACAGAAAGUGGACUACCCAGCCUUCGGGGUAAUGAGCCCCCACUCUUACGACAGCGCAGCUUCUGGAGAUAAAAACCUGGCCCAGAGUGCUCAGAUGUACCAUUAUCAGCACCAGAAACAGCAGAUGUUGUCACUCAAACAAAGAGAUGAAUCUAAGAUCCCUGAAUCUGCAGCUACCUCGGAUGAGGAGAAUGAAGAUGGAGAUUUUACUGUGUACGAAUGCCCUGGACUCGCCCCGACUGGUGAGAUGGAGGUGAAAAACCCACUGUUUGAUGACUCCACUCUUCAUCUUCAUCUUGACCUCCAAAAAAGCUACAACUGAAAAUGGACUGCACGUUCACGUUGAAACCACAUCCACAAUCUUGCACCAAUGUCAAAUCCCAUCUGCGAUCCCACGCCAAGAUGCCAUGAGGAAAUGGAAGGCAGCUGGGAAAUUGAAAGAGGGAAAAAAAAUAAAGAGAAUUGGAUUCGGACUGUGUGGAUCCGACGUCACCUAGUCAAUGAGGGUGUUCCUAGUCGCUUUUCAUUUUCAAACCUUCCUCUACAUCCAUUGUUCAUUGAUUGACUGUUAAGUUGUGUGUGUAGAAACUGGAAGCCAGUUAACAUAUCUGCCUAAACAAAUGAUUUGCCUUUAAAACAUACAGAAACAGCUACGGUCCUGUACACACGUGUACAUUCUACACUACUGCAUGGAUUGAGCAUUUCAUCCAAUACUCACAAGCUACCUUUUUGGAGGAACGAUACGCUGACAACGAUUUGUGGUUGUUUUAUUUAUUUAUUUAAAUAUUUUUUUCCUUUUAUUUCCAAUCAUAAUGAUGCAUCUCAAAUUUAAAAAAAUUUGCACACAAUUGUCUGCUAUACAAAGCCUUGACGAAACUCUCCACUUUCAGAAGUCACCAUUGCCCUCACAGUAUAUGCACGCGACAGUAUAAAACAUGGGGUGCAUGUCAGGUUCUGUUUUUUACACUGCUUUCUCUCUUUCUCUCUCUCUCGCUCUUUUUUUCUCGCUUUUACUUACAUGGCAAAAUCAAUUGGUCCUAGUGUCCGAUUUUUGCACGUUCAUGAUUUAUCUGUGUUCUCCAACAACUAUGGGGAGGUAUUGGAACAAGCUCUGGGCUCAUAUCUUAAUUUUCUCUAGUUUCUCAUCAGUUAUGCAAAAAAACAUUUGGGCAGCUCAGUGAAGGAGUGAGUAGCAUUGAAACGGCAUGGUCCCUGAUUCAAUCCUGAGCUCUGGUUCAAAUGUUUACCUUGUGAUUUUCUCCCAACCGUCCCAACCCAGUUGGCGGUUUUGCUACAAUAAAUUACCCGUAUGUGUGAAUGUGUAUGUUUGAUGCACUACAAUUUCCUGAUUUCCCAUUCAGGAUGUAUUUGCACCAAAUUUAGAUCCACCACUACUCUAACCAGAAUAAAGCAUGUACUGUAGAUGAAUAAAUGAUAAGAAAUAUUCCCAUUAUUAUGGAUAAUUUAAAUAAUGACCACUUAAUUGUCAUGGCUCUGGAAUACUGAUCAGAUUGUUGGUAGUUUUAAUCAUCGUUGUGUUCUCAAGUUGCUUUGAACAUAAUGUGUCCUCCAAAUGUAAAUGUUAAACUACAAGUAAAAACAAUAAUGGGUUCCUGUGUGGUGGAACAGAAACGCACUGGGAGAUCAUGAGUUCAAAUCCGUAUUGGGAGCAAACCUGGCUGUGAUCUCUGUAUAGGAUGGCAUACUUUCUAUCCCAUCUGUCAAUCACAGAAACACUAAGCAAUCAUGGGUAUGUGGAAGAUAACAGUUAAAGCUUCCCUCCAAAUGGCCUACACAUCCCUUUGACACAACAUGAAAAUCGCAGUCUUGGAGGAAGCACAGAAAAUACAUUAGAAAUGAACCUGAUCAGGACUGGAGAUUCUUCAUGCAUAUGAUCCCAGGGCUCAGGUCCAAUAUCAGGUCACUGCACAGCCUUCGGAUCUGCCUGUUUGUUUGUACGAUAUUGUGAAUACUGUGCGAUAGGAACUGAACUUGUGGACUUAAUGCUUAAAACAUAUCAAACAUGACAUUGGAUCUCGAAAAGCUAGAUUGUUGAAUACAACCUGGCUGUUCACUCACACUGCAAGUGAUUUGAUGUAUGUACCGAAAAAGCCACCCUAUAUGAUUUCUAGAGCUCAUGAGGUUCCUUUCUACCAAAGUAGAAUGUAAGUGGUAUUUUCUAAAACUCUAUUUGUGGUUUUACUAUUUUCAUAAUUGUGCACAUACUGUAUGAAUACGCCUAAAUGAUAUAAUGUAGCCUUUGUAUAGUCUGUAUUGGUCUUACUAUGCAUGAGCCAAAGCUAUGGAAUGAUAAAGGGGAGUCUGUAUGCAUUUUCAGCACUGCUUCAUGACCCUGAGCAGACUCACGUGGCCUGUGGAUAUGUACCAUUUGAGUUGUGGUCCAAACAAAUUCGAGAAACCUGGCACAGCAACUGUGAAAAUUGGCAAUCGUGCAUUGAAUGCGAGCCGAACGCUGCUCGUCCUUACGGUCUGUGAUUGUGCUCUGUUGUAUAUAACUGCAGCUGCGUUUAGAGAAGACUUAAGGCCUGCCUGCUCAGUUUGCUGUAUUUGUACAAUCCCCCUGUCAUCUCUGCAGUAGUUCUCGCGUCGCGCCUGGGGAUUUGACGGUGUGCUCGGUUGAAGUAUUCGUUCUUUGCUGCUGGUUCUCAGGAAAACUGCCAACAGUAGCAAGACCUUCAUUAAUCCGUUAUCUCCUUCCUGUCUCUACUUGUAAAAUAAGCCCCAUGACGGUCUUGGAGUGGAUUUCUCUCAAACUGGCUUCACGCUUCGGUAUGCUGACUUUUGUUUUUAAUCCUGCAGAUGAAGGAAGGUGAAGUGAUCUGCCCUUCAUUUAAAGUACCCUUUUCAAACAUGUCAUCUUUAGGUCUCUGUAGAAGCCCUUUCACAAUGUUCUCAGUGAUUUUCCACUUUAAAUAAAGAAUACAGAAUAGCCCUAGAUAUUAUAAGACAUGGAAAAAAAAACAGCCUGCCCUACAUUACAUAAAUUCCUACCCAUACACGUGUUCACUGUGUAUGUCGGUCUUAAAUAUUACAACUCUUUUUUUUUUUCCACCUAAUUAAAUUGUUUAUCAUGCAUGUAAAGAUAGGAUAUUAAAUAAAGAGAAAUAAAUAAAUAUUUAUAUU
Silurus meridionalis is the source of this 4127-nucleotide messenger RNA. It is a transcript of the gene npdc1b, whose product is annotated as neural proliferation, differentiation and control, 1b. NCBI's taxonomy places the organism in Eukaryota, Metazoa, Chordata, Actinopteri, Siluriformes, Siluridae. The coding region runs from base 307 to 1305 and encodes 332 amino acids. The record is from RefSeq and is a predicted model, not a curated record. The transcript has 9 exons. Gene Ontology annotation, cellular component: membrane.